Sitophilus oryzae (rice weevil) is the source of this 789-nucleotide messenger RNA. RefSeq lists its product as uncharacterized. The transcript is spliced from 3 exons. Lineage: Eukaryota; Metazoa; Arthropoda; Insecta; Coleoptera; Curculionidae. The record is from RefSeq and is a predicted model, not a curated record. Bases 278 to 730 code for a protein of 150 amino acids.
UCUGACAGCAGGAUUUGGCAAUUCUUGUUCCAAAUCCUGCCAUUUAAGUUUUUGCACCGUGCACCAAAUACCUGAAAAAAGGUCAAGAAAUAAAACAACCAAAUUAUAUAUGAUAAAAAUAAUGUAUUAGCCACAUAUUGGCCAAUAAUUUGAAAGAGAAGUGAACUUCAUGAGAGAGACUUGAGAUAGAGAUAUUUACUAGAGAGAGAAAUAGAGUUAACCUAACUUUUAUACUAUUUUUAUGUGAUUUAUAUAUUUUUGAAUUAUAAAUUCGGUAAUGCUGCAAGUAAGACGACUUCUUCCACUUUGUGCUAGUAAUUUUAAAUGCAUCACUUCAGUUCGAAAUGUCAUUAAUAAGAACCGCUUUUCAACAAGAAACAAAACUGAGCAAAAUACAGAUGAUUCACCAGUUCGGUAUUCAUCCACUCCAGCCUUUAAAUAUAAAGCUAAAGUAUCAAGAACUGGUGUAGAACAUGAAAGGCUAUGGUACGAACCUUAUGUAUGUCUAGUUAGUAUAGCAGCUUUCCUUAUAUAUUUCUGUAUUCUUCGAGAGGAAAAUGACAUAGAUAAAGAAUUUAGUAAAUCUUUAUAUAGUAGAAUUGAGGGCCUGGAAGAGGCUCAAUUAAAAUUAACUCUUAAAUAUAAUGAGGAACAUGGUCUUGAAACUAUAGAUAUUCGGAAACGUUUAGAAGAAAUUGAAAAAGAAAAGCAGAUGAAGCAGCUCAGCUAGUAGAAUAUAAUUUUAAGAAUCUGUAAUUAUUUGUUAGUCAAUAAAAUUAUUAUAAUCUA